Molecule: messenger RNA, 1745 nt
Organism: Spodoptera frugiperda (fall armyworm)
Lineage: Eukaryota; Metazoa; Arthropoda; Insecta; Lepidoptera; Noctuidae
Product: BRISC complex subunit FAM175B
Exons: 3
Coding region: 179-1357 (392 amino acids)
Biological process (GO): mitotic spindle assembly; attachment of spindle microtubules to kinetochore; protein K63-linked deubiquitination
Cellular component (GO): nucleus
Molecular function (GO): microtubule binding; polyubiquitin modification-dependent protein binding
Source: RefSeq, a predicted model, not a curated record
AGUUGGUUGAGUUUGACAUUUGACAACUAAUACAAUAAUUUGACAAUUUACAUUUUAUUAAAGUAAAAAUUGUGACAAUUUUUUUGUAUAUUAUAAUGUUAAAAGUUAAAAUUUCCAUGUAAUCUUGCGUACAUCUUAAUACUGAAAUCUGAUUUCUGUCCUAAGUAUAAAUGUAGAAAUGGCGUAUACCGAAAAGGUGUUAUUGAGUGGAACCGCUCUGUCAUUUCUAUUUUAUGAAUGUGUUAACUCGGGCAAUAGUCAGGAGGGAUUCCUAAUAGGCGACGUGACUUCAGAAAUAACCAACCAUAUUUCUGACACCCAGAGUGAUAACACCCGCCUAGACACUCAAAUUAAUAUAAAAACGGUACUCCCGUUACCUUCAGUAUCCCUGUUUUAUUUACCAACAGGCAGAAUAAAGGAAGACAUCCUCUCUGAUUUGUUAGCUAGCACUGCCAGUGAAAUUGUGGGUUGGUACAAAUAUAGGAAAAAUGCAAACAUCAAACCUACUUUCAGAGAUAAAUUAAUAUCAAAAGGACUACAAAAAUACUUUGAAAAACAUCAUGGGAAGAAAAAUUUUGUGUCAUGUAAUAUAUCAAACAAGGCAUCAGCUUCCGGAUCUACACACACUUUCAUGUACAGAUUUGGGAAAAUCAAUUGUUUUGAUAUGUAUGAAUACAUUGAAGAUGUAACAGCGAAUUUAGGUGAAAAAUACACAGGAUACAGGAAAGCAUACAAGUCGCCUCCACACAGUAUUUUUAGUAAGAUUGUAAAGGACAGUAAAGUACAGGUCAACAAUACAAGUGAAGCAAUAUUAACUAUUCAAGAAGCUGUGGAUGUAAAACUGAUCAAAGAAGCUAAAAUUGCUGCAAAAAAUGAAUGUACCAUUAGGGAGCUAGAAGCAGAAAUUAAGCAGAUGGCUACCAUUUUAUCAGAUAAACAAUCAUUUGAAUUACAAUCGACAUACAACAAGUACAUGGAGGAAAAGGCCAUGAACAGGGAGGCUGAAAUGGCUAAAGCAUGUUUAGAAGCAUUAAAAAUUCCUUUAAAAGUAGACAUAUUGAAUGCAAAAAAUGCUCCCAGAAACUCCAAUAAUAUGGACUUGGAGGAAACAGUGCAGUUAAUUGAGAAUGUUAGUGGUUUAAGUCCUUCAUUACUACAAGCCAGUUCAUCUAAACAAGGACUUAAUUAUGCAGCUGCUUUAAAGAGCAAAAAUGAAAUAGCAUCUACCAGUAAAGAACAAAAUCACAGUGAAGAUUUAAUUAUUUUUGAUGUGGAAGACAACCACAACACAAAUGUGAAAAAGACAGUGAAAGUGAAUGAAGAAAUAAACUGUGGUGAUAGUUCACCAGAAUAUUAAAAAGUGCCUUUACAACUUAAGUUUUUAAAUAAAUGUAGAAUAAGUUACCUUAAAAUAUAAGUGAAUCUUGUAACUAUUCUGUCUCUUGUUUGUUACUAGUAAUACUCAGAAUGUUUUGUAAAGAUUAUUGUAUACAUUAUGAUUCUUCAAUGCACAUUGUUUAUGUUUAAUGCAGACAGGCAUCUAUUGCUGUAUUCACUUCUUGUUGUUGUUUUAUCUCAUUUACUUAAUUCUAUCAUAAGUUACUGUAUGCUGGCUGAUAAAGAUGUUAAUGCUUAGCAUUGGGUUAUUAUUGACUUCAAUGUUUUCUACUUACUUUUAAUGUUCCGUUUUAUUGUUAGGAUUGCAUAAAUACAAAUGUAAAUAAAGCCGUUGAGUCAUUUAAUUA